UCCCUCUAUCUCUCAACAGCCCACCCUGCUCUUUCCUAGUCAGCGCAGACGCCAAAUCCAGUGCGCACAUUACAGAAGGAUCGGGGGGUUCUGAUUGUUUUAGUCUUAUUGUCUGUUUGGUGGUUCUGUUUCCUGUGUGGUCCCUUGUCUCAGGAAAAAUAUGUUGCACUUGACCGCUGGACGUAUCGGAAGCCUGCUCACCAGGCGAGGAGUCAUGGCACUGACCAGCAGCAAUGUCAGGAUGGCAAGCCAUGGCCAUGCGGUGGAGCAGGCGGACUUGUCUGUCCCCAUGUACUGCGACCGCCUGGACUACCCGCUGCCUGAUAGAGCCUUCAAGGACGAGCUCACCGCCGCAGAGAAGAGCCUCAAGCAGAAAGAGAAGGGGCCAUGGACACAGCUGUCUAAAGAAGAGAAGCUUGCCUUGUACAGGGUCAUGUUCAGAAAAACCUAUCCUGAGAUGAAGGUCCCCAGCCACGAGUGGAAGACAGUGUUGGGAGGCAUGUUCAUCUUCUUCGGCAUCACCGGACUCAUCGUCAUCUGGCAGAGCCACUAUGUCUACCCACCCGCGCCUCACACCUUCGACCCAGAGUGGCAGGCCAAGCAGGUGCAGAGGAUGUUGGACAUGAGGGUCAACCCCAUCGAGGGAUUCGCCAGCUACUGGGACUAUGAAAAUAAAAAGUGGAAGUAAACAUCCAAAGCUCCAACAUCAGGGUGCGUUAUGCCUCAGGCAGGGCAGGACAUGACGCAUCGCAGCUUUCCUGUAAAUACCUGCCAAUCUCUCCUGCCCGAGAGUCCUAACUGAUUUAGGUGGUUCCGUCCAUUCACAAUAUUAUGUAAUUCCACACGUAAUGUCAUGAACAUGAACAAAGAAAACAAAGGGGGGGGUGGGGGGGGGGGGUUCCCUUCAUUACCAUUUCACCUGCUGUCCAGUGUCAGUGUGUCUGGAAUUCAGAAUAAGAACAUUUCGACAUGAUUUUUGCUCAUGUAUCCAGUCACAGUGGGCAUCAUAGUAUACCAAUAUUCCUCAACAUUUAACUAAACAUUCAGAAUUGUCUUCACAACAACCCCUCUGUUUUGGCUUUUUAAGUCAAUACUGCAUAAAUAUUUAAGGUACACAUGUACACUAUGCUUUGAAGAGCAGGAAAAUAUGUCUGAAAUAUGGUUUCUCCACACUCAACAACCACAAUGUUCCACCGCAUUGAAUGUACUGUACAAAUGUCCUGUCAAGGCGGCUAAAAUUAAACUUAACAGUGCAAAACA
This is a messenger RNA of Sardina pilchardus (European sardine), 1260 nucleotides long. Its product is annotated as cytochrome c oxidase subunit 4 isoform 2, mitochondrial. The transcript has 5 exons. Lineage: Eukaryota; Metazoa; Chordata; Actinopteri; Clupeiformes; Clupeidae. Gene Ontology annotation, biological process: mitochondrial electron transport, cytochrome c to oxygen. The coding region runs from base 161 to 688 and encodes 175 amino acids. The record is from RefSeq and is a predicted model, not a curated record.